AUGCCUCUCGCCACUAAACUAGUUUGGGACAUAAGGAAAAGGUCCAUCGGUCCAAAUGAAAGAAACAACUUUAUGCGGACAAAUUACUUGGGCAGAAAGGAAUUUGUCCAGAGACUAAAACUUGAAACCACUCUUAACGUCCACGAGGGCUGUGUAAAUACAUUAUGCUGGAACAAUACGGGAGAAUACCUGCUAUCAGGAUCAGAUGACACCAAUCUAGUCAUCACAAACCCUUACAGCAGAAAGGUGAUGCUGACGGUCCGGUCCAAUCACCGGGCAAACAUCUACAGUGCCAAGUUCAUGCCAGAGUCCAAUUCGCACUGGGUUGUGUCUGCAGCAGGAGACGGUAACAUCCACUACACUAACAUCGCCAGGAGCCCAGAGAUCACUCAGUACAAGUACACGUGUCACAACGGAACAGCUUACGAGAUCCAGACUGUACUGAACGAUCCACAUUCCUUCCUGUCGUGUGGGGAGGACGGGACGGUACGCUGGUUUGACGUGCGUCUGAAAAACGGCUGCAGAAAGAGCAGCUGCAAGGAUGACAUUCUCAUUAACUGUCGCAGGGCGGUCAGCUCCAUGUCCGUCUCCCCGUCGAACCCCUACUACCUCGCCGUGGGCUGCUCGGACAGCUCCGUCCGCAUCUACGACAGGAGAAUGCUGGGAACCAUCACCACAGGCAGUUACUAUAGCGGCGGAGCAACGGGAAUAUGUCUGCGUUUCGUGCCGCCUCAUCUCACCGGUAAAUCGUGUCGCGUGACCUCGCUUUGCUACAGCGCGGACGGACGUGAACUGUUGGCCAGUUUCUCCUCCGACUAUGUGUACCUGUUCGACCCCAACGAUGACCAGGCCGCUGAGCUAAAGGAGCAGACCGAGAACAAAGGAGAAGAGAUGAGACAGCCCCCUGUCAAGCGUCUGAGGCUGAGAGGUGAUUGGUCAGACACUGGUCCCCGGGCACGCCCAGAAAGCGAGAGGGAACGUGAUGGAGAGUCCAACUCCACCCUGUCCCUCAUGCAGAGAAUGUCCGACAUGUUGUCCCGCUGGUUUGAGGAAGCCAGUGAGGCCCAGCACAACAGAGCACGCUCACGCUCACGCUCAAGAGCUGAACCAGAAGGUGGCGCCACUGCUGUGGAAGCAGCUCCAGAGGAGUCCGGAGCUACGGAGACACGGGGCCCUGAGGAGUCAGGACAAGAGCCUUCCUCAGACGCCGGCCCCACAUCUUCAUCUUCCUCAGCACCGACUGGCUGUUCUGAGGAGGAGAGCUCUUCAGGAGGAGGAGGAGGAGGAGAACAGCAGGAAGCAGGAAGUUCCUCAGGCUCUUCUGGAAGUUUCCGCGCACCAGCAGAACCCAUUCUCAGCCUACACUACAGUCCCGAAGGCACCUCGACCAGUACCAUCAAACUGGACUUCACCCAGUGUACAGAGCAGGAAACCAGUUCUCACACCCCUGCUGAGCCCAGCGGUCCGCGGCAGGUCACAGUGCCAGCACAGGGUUCGGAUGACAGCGAUGAAGAAAGCUCACACACACGCUCGACACAGAGAUUCAUGUUUGUUUGUCCCAACAACAGAUUUAGAGGUUCUGUGAUAGGAGAAAGAGUCCUCAGACGGACGGCCGCCGCCCGUAUCCAGGAGAUUUUCCGCCGCAGGAAGGAGCGACAGGAGAUGGAGAAGACGGAGGCCAUGAGCAUCAAGAGGCCGGCCGCCAAAAUGUCCUACAAAGGCCACCGUAACUCCAGAACCAUGAUCAAGGAAGCCUGUUUCUGGGGCGAUAACUUCGUGCUGAGCGGGUCCGACUGCGGUCACAUCUUCAUCUGGGACCGUCACACGGGAGAACACGUGAUGUUACUGGAAGCAGACAAUCACGUCGUCAACUGCCUGCAACCCCAUCCUUACGAACCAUUGCUGGCAUCCUCUGGAAUUGAUUAUAACAUUAAGAUCUGGUCUCCUCUGGAGGAAUCGCCGUCAUUCAACAGACUCCUGACUGAAGAGGUGAUUAUGCGUAAUGAACUGAUGUUGGAGGAGACCAGGAACACUAUAACUGUCCCAGCCUCCUUUAUGCUUAGGAUGCUGGCUUCCCUGAACCACAUCAGAGCAGAUCGUACGGAAGGGGAUCACUCAGAAGGUUCUGGACAAGAGAACGAGGACUAA
This is a messenger RNA of Chanos chanos (milkfish), 2148 nucleotides long. RefSeq names its product DDB1- and CUL4-associated factor 6-like. Gene Ontology annotation, molecular function: protein binding. The transcript has 19 exons. Lineage: Eukaryota; Metazoa; Chordata; Actinopteri; Gonorynchiformes; Chanidae. Bases 1 to 2148 code for a protein of 715 amino acids. Gene Ontology annotation, cellular component: cytoplasm; Cul4-RING E3 ubiquitin ligase complex. Gene Ontology annotation, biological process: positive regulation of transcription by RNA polymerase II. The record is from RefSeq and is a predicted model, not a curated record.